AUGAGCUCAACGAACAAACGCACACUGAUAGCUGCAAUAGGUGAUGAAGAUACUAUAACUGGAUUGUUAUUAGCUGGUAUUGGUCAGGUUUACGAUAACAGCAAGAAUUUCUACGUCCACGAUCCAAAAGCACAACGCAGCGUUUUAGAGGAGCAUUUCAGGGAGUUUACACAAGAGAGAGACGAUAUUGCGAUAUUACUGAUUAAUCAGCACAUCGCUGAGCUCAUACGCCCAUUAGUGGAGAGACACACAGAGGCAUUCCCAGCGCUACUAGAAAUACCAUCGAAGGAUCAUCCAUAUGAUCCCGAAAAAGAUAGCGUUCUCAAGCGUGUGCAGAAGCUCGUAGGCGAGUAA
Molecule: messenger RNA, 354 nt
Organism: Wallemia mellicola CBS 633.66
Lineage: Eukaryota; Fungi; Basidiomycota; Wallemiomycetes; Wallemiales; Wallemiaceae
Product: vacuolar ATP synthase subunit F
Exons: 2
Coding region: 1-354 (117 amino acids)
Biological process (GO): proton transmembrane transport
Cellular component (GO): fungal-type vacuole membrane; proton-transporting V-type ATPase, V1 domain
Molecular function (GO): proton-transporting ATPase activity, rotational mechanism
Source: RefSeq, a predicted model, not a curated record